This is a messenger RNA of Cucurbitaria berberidis CBS 394.84, 2211 nucleotides long. RefSeq lists its product as uncharacterized. The transcript has a single exon. Lineage: Eukaryota; Fungi; Ascomycota; Dothideomycetes; Pleosporales; Cucurbitariaceae. Gene Ontology annotation, molecular function: protein binding. The record is from RefSeq and is a predicted model, not a curated record. Bases 1 to 2211 code for a protein of 736 amino acids.
AUGGCAAACUACCCAUAUCGCCCGGGCGGCCUCGAAUUCCGCUCGCAAUCCUUCGACCCUCCCCGCAAUGUUGGCUUGGGCAAUCUCGACAGCGCCAGCAUGAGCAGCGUGUCCCUUGCCGACCUUCCUAGCCCGCGCGCUGGUGAAGUCCCCCCCGCGCUUUCUCCUCUGGACGCCCUCGCACUCCAAGGCCGCCUACUGGCCAAGCGAUUCGAGCAGCAGGACACCAAGACUGGCCGUCGCCUCAGUCGACUGGCUCCACUCACCAUCCAGAAUGAAUUUGGAAACCGCGGCGGCUACUUCUCCUCUCUGUCUUCUUCCGCGCUCAAUUCACCAACCGAUGACGAAGGUCCAAUAUUUCCUAGGCCCGAGUCCUCACCGCGCCAGGAGGUGUCAGACAGGCACAAGUCUUAUUACCCUCAACUCGGCGGCGGCGGCGAUGAGCUGCAAUACACCCAGCCCCUCCCCCCACGAAGUCAGCUGGCUCCAAUUGGAGAGACCAGUCCCGGCACUCCGCCGCAGGGCUACUUUGAUCUUCCCCGGUCGCACUCUCCAGAAGUCGACGAGCCUCGUAUUGGGCUGCGCGAAGCUACACCUGUUAGCCCACAGGCACCUGCACCAACUUCUCGGUUAUUCCUAAGUCCACAGAGAAAGCAGUCUACCGACUCUCAACCAAGGUCGCAACCACGCUCCAACCUUCUUCCUCCAAGGUCAUCGAGCUCACUACACGCUCAGCGAUCUCCUAGACUAUCUCCAAGCAUCAGGUCGGUUCCCGAGGACAGCUCUGACGAGGUCGAGGACAUCUCACUUAGUGGUUCCUAUGACUCUAUACAACAGAACCGAAAUCUGUCGCCCAGUUCCAGCUUCUCCAGAGCACAUUCUCCCUUCACGCCUGCGACAGGCUCGUCUAUUCCUCGCUCGCCAUCAGUAUCUUCCGAGUACUCCACCAACGGCUCCAAUCUCCCUCGCCCAUCUUAUAAUUUCUCUAGACCGAUGAGCAGACAGAGCACUAGACCUUCCUUGGAUGUGAGGCCCUCGAUAGAUGGGUCGUCGCGACAGCACUCUGAAGAAAGUGUCUAUAUGAGACCUUCCUUCGAUAGUCAGCCUAGGCGUCAAGAUUCCAAUGGCAGUCCCAUCAACAACUACGCGAACGAAACUGUCCACACUCCUGUUAGCAUGGUGAGCGAGGACUUUCGUCGAUCAGCCGACUUGUCCAGCAAUCCUGCACCGUCGUACACCUAUGCCAAGUUCACCCUACCUCGAGGGAGACAUGUCGACCGGAAAUCCAUAGGCAUCGAGGACUUCUUCAAAAGCCAGAUAACAUGGGACCAGCCUACUCACGCGCACAACCAAGCUCGACCCCCUUCGCCAGAUUCACCUCCUCGGUCUUUUGAUCAAGUACGAAAAAGCAACGACCGCUAUCCCGCCCGUGACGCAUCUUUGGACCGUGGGGCUCCCUCCCUCACUUCCAGCAAUAGCACAAUUCGGGCGCGACCUGCCGGAUCAGCCGAUACCACUGCUCAAGAACACUGCGACAUGGGUCUCCAACUCCAUGAAGCAGGUGAACUGUUAAAAUCUACCUACCAUCUCCGGCUCGCAGCUCGUGCAGGUCUUCCAGAAGCGAUGUUCUGGUAUGGCCUGGCUUGCCGACACGGCUGGGGCAUGCGUGAGAACAAGGCCGAAGCAUUGCAGUGGUUACGUCGCGCCGUCGAUUCCGGGCAGCUAGAAGUGGCCGAUGACGAGGAUCUGUCCAAGCAUGGACAGCCAACCGACCUAGUGAAAAAGAAGCAGCACAGGGCACAGUACGCUGUUGCCAUCUACGAGCUUGGCAAGUGUUACGGAAAUGGCUGGGGUGCGGCUCAGGACAAGUCACUUGCAUUACGCUGUUACGAGAUUGCUGGAAAUUGGGGCGAUGCCGACGCACUGGUCGAGGCUGGCUACUGCUAUGCUGAAGGUGUUGGGUGCAAGAAAGACAUGAAGAAAGCCGCCAAAUUCUACCGCGCGGCCGAAGCAAAAGGCGUCUCCAUGGUUGGAAAUAGUUGGAUUUACAAGGACAAAUACAUGGAGGACAACCCUCCUGCCUCUGACUCACGGUCGGUCCGCUCCGGGCGGUCGACGAAGAAAGAUCACUCAGACAAGAAAUCUCGCGACAAGAGUCGAACACGCACCAUCUUCGGCCGCAAAAAGAGUCAUAAUGCAACACCGGCCUAA